AUAAUUUUCAGUAAAAAAGUUUAAUUUACACUUUUAACUAGCUAGCUAGCUUCAAUAUUUCUAAAUGGAUUAACAAAAUAAUUAGGCUCUCAUUUGUUCAAUAUGUAGUUAUUAAUUUAAUUAGACAAAUAGACUACCAAGGAUGAUACCUGAUUGCGGUCAUACUUAUUGUGAAGAUUGCAUAAUAAAGAAUUUAGUUAAUUCAAAACAUACGUUUAAAUGUCCAGAGGAUGGGGACAUUAUUCUUUGCAACAGAGAUUCUAUAAACAAUUUCCCAAAGAAUAUAUCUAUCCUCAAAAUUGUGUAACAUUAGGAAAAUCAAAAAUAGAGCUCAUUUGGUGUUAUUUAGCAAAAGCCCUUUCAGAUGGCAGAAGUUUUGAGCCAAAAAUCAAUUUAAUCAGCAUAAUCUUUUAUUGAUAAGAACAUGAUUCCUUGUUCUUCUCAAGAAAUUAAACCAUAGAUGUCUUCAAAUAAGUAUUCUUUAAAGUCCUAAUAGUAGUAGUAGUAGUGCUAGGUUCAUGGGAAAGCAUAGGAUUUAGGAUGCCUACAAUGCUAAUAAAAGAUUUGUGCACAUUGUGCAAUUUUCGGAAAUCAUAAAAAUCAUACAGUGAUUCCAGAGGAUGAAAUGAAGAAGAAAAAUAAAAAUGGCUUAGAGCAGAUGGUAAAAAUAAAACAAAAGAUUCAAUUAACUAAAGAGGACUUUGUGAAUAAAAUGGAAGAUAAUUUUUAGAAUAACAUCUGCAGCAAAAUUAACUAUUAAAAAGGAUUAUUUAAGUCAAAUACACGCCUAAAAUUCGAGGAGUUCUAAAAAUUGCUUGAAUAUUCUGAGUAAAAGUGCUAUGAUGAAAUAGAAAAGUUUUUUGAAUAAGUUGAAGAGAAGUUUAGGAAAUUCAAAAACCAUACUUUCAAGGAAACCUACGAUAAAAUUUACAAUUGGAAUUAGAUGAUUGACACUCUUAGAGUUUAAUAAGAAAGCUUAGAUAGAAUUAAUUCUGUUGAUUUUGAUCUGUUCCUUAACUUGGAAAAAUUGUUAAUAUCUGGAAAUGAACUAGAAAUAGAAUACCACAAUCUUAUCUAAUUUCCUGUUAAAUUGAUUGGUGAUUAUUUAGAGAAUAUUUGCUUUUCUUUCUCAGAUUCUGUUUAAACAAUUAUUGAAAAUUGCAUGUCUAUACAGUUUUUACAAAACGAAAGCGAUAUUAUUCAUAAAAGCAUCCAAAAUUUAACUUUAGAAAAUUAAAAGGAAAUUCUCAGUAACACUCAAUUCUUCUAACUUUCUCCAUAAGAAAUAAAAGCUAUUCUAGGAACUCCUAAUUAGACUCCAACUGAAUAAUUUCUUAGUUCUCAUCAAGCUCUUACUAAUAAAUAAAAUAUGAAGUCAAGUAAUUACUUUAUCACAAACAGAAAAAACAGUAACACAUAAUCAAGCUCUCGCUAAAACUCAUUGGGCUAAAAAUUCAAGUCAAAGUACAAAGAAAGUAACUAAUAAUAAAAGGAGGAAGUUAGUUUAGAAAAUGUUGAUUCUAUAGUAGCAUAGUUAGGAUAAUAUCGUUAAAAUAAUAUUAUACCUUAAUUAUAAGAGAGUGCUUUAAGCAAAGAUAAAUUAUUACUGUCAAAUUUGGAUAAUUAAUUAGAAUUUGUUAAAAGCACAGCUCUAAAAGAAAGUAUGUUUAAUAGUGUCGUAAUAAAUAGCAACGAAUCAGACAGACAGCAUUAAAUAUAUCCUUUUGCCAAUGAUGCUGAAAAUGGAAGCAAGACUCAAUUUGAUAACAGCAUUAAUAAUGGAUACAUCACUAUUAUAAAUCAUUAAAAUUUAUCACCAUAAAAUAAGCCCUUCAUAUAAAAUAUCUCUGAUAUUAAAAUGGAUGGUAGUGGAUUACUAUACUUCAAAAAUGGACCUGCUUCAGUACAUGAUAGCUGUAAAAUAUAAGCCGUAGUGGAAAAAUCCCUCACAAGAGACAUAAAAAAAUCUUAACUGUAAUUAGAAAAUCCUUUCAGUGAAAAAAGAGAUAACAGUUAGAUUAGAAAUAGUUAAAUUAGUAACUCUACUUUAAAUAAAUCUAGAAAUAGAUCUCCUUUUAAACUUAAUGAUUUCGAAACGUCUUAAUAUGGAAAAAUGAAAAAAAGUUCAGAUUUAAGACAAAGUAACUUAGAAAUAAAGAGUGCUAGAUCUCAUUACACAAAUGCUGAUCAUUAUCAAGAUUAUGCUAGUAUAAAGAAAUCUCUAACUCCAACAAAGAAAAUUCAAAGAUAAAAUGGAAGCGAAAUAAUUAAAACAAAAGACUAGAUCAAUAAUCAUUCAUAUAUAAAUUAGUAAAAUAGUGAUCUUAGUAAAACAUUACCAACCCGCAUGAGUAAUAAUGAAGACACAUACAACUCUAUCUCUGCAACUGCCACCGAAUAAAAUUCUAAUCAUAAUUUAGUAAAAAAGAAUAACAACUCUAUCAAAAAUAAUUCAUUAAAAUUCAUCAAGUCACCAAACAAAAGCAACGUAAGCAAUAAAUCAGUAAGUCAACAACAACAACAAUAACAAACUCAAUCUCCUCACACACAACGUAAAAAUGCUUACAAAAAGAAAUCUGAAAAACUUAAAAUAUUGCUUUAAAAGUUAAAAUAAAAUGAGUACAUAGAUUAAAUAGAAUUAGUAAGUGAAGAUGUAAAUGACUAAGAAUGUGAAGAACUAGGUAUAGAGUUAGGAAAGACGAAACUAUAAAUUGAUAGUAUCAAGCUAGUUAAGAACAAAAUUAGUGAUAUUGGUUUGUAGCACAUAUUACUGGGUUUGGAAAAGAGUAAUCAAAAGAUACACACAUUAAAUUUAACUAGCAAUCUAUGCACAGAAAAUUGCUUUGAUGACAUCUUAAAUUAUUUAUCUAAAAAUGAAACCUUAAAAAAUAUAUAUCUACUUAAUAACAAUAUUUAAAUCUAUAAAAAGAAAGAUAAAUUAAAGAACAUUUAGCUUCUUUGUAAUAUUCAUAUUUGAUUUGCUCCACACUAGUUAAAAUAACUUAAAAUGCUACAAAAAAUUCUAAAAUAAAUAAAUAAUAUUUAUUUUUUUAUCUAAAAUAAUAUUUUAUUGAAACUAAAAACAAACAAAUACAGAUAGAUAUUAAAAAUGUGUACUUAUUAAAUUUUCAAAAAAAUAUAACUAUUUAAAAUCGAAUCUUAUUUUAAAAAUAUGCCCUUAUCUCCCUAUAACAAAAAUGAAUCAAUUGUCUUCUUGAACAACAACUUCAGCAGAAAGAGAGCUGUUUGCUUCUACAACACCAUUAACACCAAUCUAACAGUCAUUAAGUUUAGAAUUUUACUUAAUAGUGGCUUUGUUUCCAAUGAUACAGUUUUAUAAGACGCAUCUUAAAUUUAAUAAAAAAUAAAUUAUUUGUUUGUUUUUAUAUGUUUAUAUUUAUUUAUUUAUUUAGUUAGUUAGUUAGCUAGCUAGCUAAUUUUUUUGUUAUUUUAUGGAUUACUUAUCAAUGAACUUAAAUUUUAAUUUAUAUAAAACUAAUUAAUUUAAUUGUAAUUUACC
Molecule: messenger RNA, 3520 nt
Organism: Tetrahymena thermophila SB210
Lineage: Eukaryota; Ciliophora; Oligohymenophorea; Hymenostomatida; Tetrahymenidae
Product: B-box zinc finger protein
Exons: 7
Molecular function (GO): zinc ion binding
Source: RefSeq, a predicted model, not a curated record